CAUGCUUACUGCAGAAGCGACCCAAACCGACCCACGACCACUCUUCAUAGCACAUGGAUAUGCACGAUUCGGUGAAGCGCUACACAUGCGUCUGUAAUUAUACCAGCAGCUACAAGAGCAACAUGACACGCCAUCAACAUAGUUGCUGGUGGAUCCAGAAACAGGAGAAGACAAAGGGCACCUCAGGAAACGCCCAGAACCGCCCAGAUGCCUCUCAGGCUACGGCCUCUCCAAGGGGGAGGAUCGAGGAAGGCACCCGCCGUUCAUUAUCCAGGCUCCCUGAUGCUAGCACCUCCCGGCCCUUUUCAUCACAAAUGUCCCCGCCUAUCAGGACUUCACCGCACCUAUCUUCCUCCAGCUCCAGCCCAAACUCUCGUUCACCAUCGUUGGGCAGUGAGGAUUCGUCUGUAAAUGUGGCCCUUGAGCGCCGGAACGCGACCUACCCCCCUUCUCCGCCAAUCCCCAUGAUGUCUGGUUCGAGGCCUCGGCCCCAGUCACCAAUGGGACGUGAGUAUGGCGGCGCAGCCAUUCAUCAUUCGCAAUCGCGUUCUGCACAGGAAGCCCGUUACUUCGGCACCGAUGCGCUCACCACUGAUUCGCCAUCACCAUCAUCCCAGCUCCAUGAUGGUCGUCUUGAGCAACACCAACCUUUAUCACACGACUCGUCUGGUCACCCGGUGGUAUUCUAUCAUCAACGGCGUUCGUCAACAUCUCCCGUGUCUAAAUUUUCUCAUUUAACCGCACCCCGGAUUACGGAUGAUGCUCCACACGCUCCAGAAGUGCGUCGGUUUGCUGCGAACGAUGGCGUCGUCUAUUCUGAACCUAGGGAUAUGACAUCUCUCAAGUCCACGGAGCAGUCAACCGAUGUCUCCCUUGUACCCGCUCAGCGAGCUGCCCGCCUGCCGAGCUACAUGAGUAUCGACUGUCAAGGCCGCCCAAGUGCCACGUCUGAUAGUCCCUGGAAUGCUGGAGAUUUCGGAGAUGGUUUCGCAAGGCUGAGCCUUACAGACAGCGUACUCCCCCACGAUGGCCUCCGUCGCAACGCGCUUGUGCCUCUCUCGUCAGGACAGGGGGAAGCUACAUCCCCUGACACUGCAUCAUUUGCGUCGUACUGUUUCCCUGUUUCUGGGUCCCAGUCUUCCGCCCGCAACGUAGAGCAGCACCCCAACGUCGGGUACUCCGUGGGGCCGCAGGAAUCUUGGAUGUCGUUUAUCCAAGGAGCGGGCCUUCAGAUUCCGUCGCCUUUGGACGCCUUCGGCUCAUCCCUGCCCUCCCACCCCGCCAUGGGACUUUAUUCCGGCCAAUCUAAUGACCAGUGGGCAUUGUGGACACCCCCAGAGUCACCCUAGGUGAAGCCGGGAGGCUGUUGACUAGACGCACAUCCCUCAGAGACCUCGUUUGUAUUAUCUUGCUAUCCAAUUGUUUGUGACGAGUAUUCGUUAUGAUAGUAACGAUACUUUCCACUGUCCCCCGUCAUGGACUACGGUCCUGGCAGGCCUCCUUUGUAUUAUGUCUUUUAGUUUUCAAUUGGUUCCAU
Cantharellus anzutake is the source of this 1537-nucleotide messenger RNA. RefSeq lists its product as uncharacterized. Bases 54 to 1349 code for a protein of 431 amino acids. Lineage: Eukaryota; Fungi; Basidiomycota; Agaricomycetes; Cantharellales; Hydnaceae. The transcript has 2 exons. The record is from RefSeq and is a predicted model, not a curated record.